This is a messenger RNA of Coffea arabica (coffee), 1313 nucleotides long. The record is from RefSeq and is a predicted model, not a curated record. NCBI's taxonomy places the organism in Eukaryota, Viridiplantae, Streptophyta, Magnoliopsida, Gentianales, Rubiaceae.
UUGUUAAGUCUACUCUUUUUACUCCUGAAACAAUACUGAGCAUGUAAAUUUGGUAGACGCUUUAGGUUAAGGCGCAUUUAUAGUUAGGCAGUCUUGGAAAUUAAAGCUCCUAAUCUAAUUUCAUUGGGGAAACCUGAGGGAAUUGUGUAGUGUUUAAGUGAGCCAAUCUGAGAGUUAACUAUGGAUUGUACCAGAUUUACAGUAGAGCAUCGAGGAUUGCUAAAUAAUGAAUAUUUUAGCAAUGAUUGGACAAAAUCAUAGUGCAAUCGUCAAACAAGGUCCACGUAGCUGUCACUGUAUUUUCAAUGUAAUGCAGCUCCUGACAAUGCUUACUGGCAGGAUUGGAUCUCUUUUCACAAACAGCAAGUGGAUGUGGGGAUGCCUCUUUGGUAGCAAGGAACUGACCAAGUUCAUAAAUUCUUGCAAUGAGGCAGCAGUUACUGUCGCCAACAAGGAAGGUGGCCAACUAAGCAUAGUCAAACCACAACCAGAGUCAUCUAUAAUGCAUGCUUAUAAUUGGAAGAGCAAAGAUCUUUUGGACUGGGAGGAGAAUAGCAACUACUCUGCCUCUUCUAUGGAGUCAAAGCUUCUAUUUAGCAAAAAAAGUGACUUUGUGCAGCUGCAAACUGCAAAACCAGAAAGCAUUUGUAUUCCCGAUAAGAAACCUGAUAUAUGUGCUGUUCCUGAAAGUAAUAUUCUUGGAAAAGUGAAGGACUUUUUGGGAGCCAUAUCAGAAGCGAAUAAAAGACUGCAAUAUGAUGCAAAGAACAAGGCUGAAAAAUAUGAUAUUGAAGUGCAUCAUGGUAAUGAGUCGGAAUACAUUGAAAUGGAUUUAAUGUUGGGAGUUGCUGAUCUUCAUACCCCUGAGGCACUUGUUGCUACUGAGUCUGCUAUGGCUGGUUCGCAGCCAACUUUCUCCUUGGCUGCUAGUGUUAGUAGUGAUGAUGAUGAUGACCAUGAUAUUAAAAGUAAUAAGGAAGUUGGUAGUGAUGGCAGCGGUGAUGAAGAAAAGAUGUUUAAUGGUGCUGGUGAAAAUUCCUGUAAUGAUGCAUCGAGGAUGCAAGCGUCCAAUAAAUGCCCAAAAAUUGUUGAACUCCCAUAAAUUUCUGUGAUGCGUAGAUAUGUAGGUCAUUUCCCUGAGGAGCUUUCGUAGUUAGAGCUAAACGUCAAGCUAGAGCAUUAAUUGACUCUUCUCUAGUAAGAAGAUUCACGGGUCAAUAGCAUGUUAUGUUGUUUGCCUAAUCUUGUAUCUUGUAGAUGUUCAGUGGAAUAUCAUGUUGUGUCAUGGAUAGUUUCCUGAUGCUAAAAUCUGU